AUGGCGAAAGCGGAGGAAGCAGCCCCUUCCCGCACGCGCCGCCCCGGUCUCCCGCCUACUGGCCUCGGCCCCCCGGGGCCAGGACGCCCGAGUCUCGGGAGAGUGAGUCCGGAAAAACGGGCGUCGGGACCUCGUCCGCGGCUCCCCUCCCCUGGGCGGGUCCAGGUGGCCCUCGGCCAGGAAGGACCAGCACCGCGGGACCGGGCCGGGGAAGGGCGCCUCCCGGCAGCCACGUUCUCACCGCCGUGGGAGCCCCGGGAAGACCCCGGGACGCGCCAGAGACCCCGGGUCUCCCUGCCCCGAACCCGGGGUGCGGACCCGCACCUGCGUCUCCCAGGCCGCCCCCGUGGACACGUGCGGGCUGCCCCGCGCUCUGACCCAGCGCCGGCUUCAGGGAACUUUCCGGGGUCCGGCCGCGGCGCAGGGCCGCGAAGUUGCUGCGCACCGCGGAGUCGCCCGCCCAGCCCCGGGCUCCCACCUCCGCCUGCCGGGUGCCCGCGCCGGCCCCUGGGGACGCCCGCAGGCCGGCGGGCGCGGGUCCGGGCCCGGGCUCAGCCCCCAGUCUCCAGGCGACUCUCCCGGCCCACCCCACCCCCACCCUUUAGAGGCGCGCGGCGCCCAAGUUUUCUCCCGCGGGAAAGCGAGAGUCGAGAGGAGAAAGUCCGGGCGUCCGGGCUACCCAGCCCCUGGGGCAGGAGCUCCGCACCCGCCAUCGCGGGACACCCCACACCUCGGGCCCCCGCGUCCCUCGCUGGCCUGCGGGGCCAAGUCUACUUACGAAAGGGGGCGGCGCAGCCCCGAACGCAAGGUCCCGGAGGCUGCAGAAGCCGCCCCUGUGGGGACCCAGAGCUGCGCUCCGGCCUCCCGGCCCCUCUGUGGCGGCGGCUUCCUCCCGCCUCCUCCUCCUCCUCCGCCACUUCGGCGGCGCGCCCUUCAAGGGAGUUGCUUUCCCUCGGCCGUGGGUGGGAGAGCGCCGAGCGGCCCCCGUGA
Artibeus jamaicensis (Jamaican fruit-eating bat) is the source of this 990-nucleotide messenger RNA. Its product is annotated as proline-rich protein 2-like. The transcript has a single exon. Lineage: Eukaryota; Metazoa; Chordata; Mammalia; Chiroptera; Phyllostomidae. The coding region runs from base 1 to 990 and encodes 329 amino acids. The record is from RefSeq and is a predicted model, not a curated record.